Messenger RNA from Anthostomella pinea, 972 nucleotides. The record is from the annotation of a GenBank genome assembly. Lineage: Eukaryota; Fungi; Ascomycota; Sordariomycetes; Xylariales; Xylariaceae.
AUGCUGGCAAGAUCUUGCCUGCGCUCGACGCGCAUUCUCAAUGGCGCCCGAAAUGGCGCGACCGCCCUGACCAAGCGGCCCAUUUCGUCGUACAGCUCCGGCGCUUCCAGCGAAUCCCCUAUGAAGCUCAACAUGACCGCCGCGGCUUCGACAGCUCUUGCCAUCGGAUCCGUCGCUUGGUACUAUCACCUUUACGGAUCAACUGCACAGGCCAUGACUCCUGCCGAGGAAGGUUUACAUCCUACAAAAUAUCCCUGGGUCCACGAGCACUGGUUGAAGACCUUCGACCACCAGGCGCUCCGCCGAGGUUUCCAGGUCUACCGUGAAGUGUGCGCCGCCUGCCACUCUCUCAGCCGAAUCCCCUACCGAAGUCUCGUCGGCACAAUCUUGACGGUCGACGAGGCCAAGGCCAUGGCGGAAGAGAACGAGUAUGACAGCGAGCCCAACGACGAGGGCGAGAUCGAGCAGAGACCCGGCAAACUGUCGGAUUACCUCCCCAGCCCCUACAAGAACGACGAGGCCGCCCGGGCUGCCAACCAGGGUGCACUUCCUCCGGAUUUGAGCUUGAUCGUCAAGGGCCGCCAUGGUGGCUGCGACUACAUCUUCAGCUUGUUGACUGGUUACCCCGAGGAGCCCCCCGCAGGUGCUCAGGUCGGUGCUGGCCUGAACUUCAACCCUUACUUCCCUGGUACCGGGAUUGCGAUGGCCCGUGUCCUGUACAAUGAUCUGGUUGAGUACGAAGACGAGACACCGGCCACGACGUCGCAGAUGGCCAAGGACGUGGUUGAGUUCCUCAACUGGGCCGCGGAGCCCGAGAUGGAUGACAGAAAGCGCAUGGGUAUGAAGGUACUGGCUGUGACUACCGUCCUGUUUGCUCUCAGCGUCUGGGUCAAGAGAUACAAGUGGGCGUCGGUCAAGUCAAGAAAGAUUGCCUACGACCCGCCUAAGGCCAGCAACAGGGUCCGCGACUAA